Molecule: messenger RNA, 4341 nt
Organism: Rhea pennata
Lineage: Eukaryota; Metazoa; Chordata; Aves; Rheiformes; Rheidae
Gene: PLA2G15
Product: phospholipase A2 group XV
Exons: 6
Coding region: 57-1310 (417 amino acids)
Biological process (GO): phosphatidylcholine metabolic process; ceramide metabolic process
Cellular component (GO): lysosome
Source: RefSeq, a predicted model, not a curated record
CGGGAGCCGGGGCGGCGCGGGGCGGCGGCUCCGGCUCGGGGUUAUGAGCUGGGGCCAUGGUGCCGCCGGCCGGCGCGAGGCUCCUCCCGCGCCCGGGAGCGCGCGCCCUGCUCAGCCGCCUGCUGCUGCUGCUGCUGGCGCUGUGCCCCGGCGGCUGCGUGCCGCGCCGCCGGCCCGCGGGGCCGCCCGUCGUGCUGGUUCCGGGGGACUUAGGUAAUCAGUUGGAAGCAAAAUUGGAUAAGCCGUCAGUAGUGCACUAUCUCUGCUCUAAGAAGACGGACAGUUAUUUUACACUCUGGCUGAAUUUAGAAUUGCUUCUGCCUGUCAUCAUUGACUGCUGGAUUGAUAACAUCAGGCUGGUGUAUAAUCGAACGAGUAAGAUUACAGAACCACCAGAUGGAGUAGAUAUCAGAGUCCCAGGCUUUGGGCAGACAUUUUCCUUGGAAUUCCUUGACCCAAGCAAAAGGAGUGUUGGCAGUUACUUUUAUAUGCUGGUGCAAAGUUUAGUAGACUGGGGCUACAAACGGGAUGAAGAUGUAAGAGGAGCACCUUAUGACUGGCGAAAGGCACCAAAUGAGAAUGGACACUAUUUUGAGGCCCUUCGCAAGAUGAUUGAGUUAAUGUAUGAACAGUAUGGAAGUCCUGUUGUCUUAAUUGCCCACAGUAUGGGUAAUAUGUACACCCUCUACUUUCUCAAUCAUCAGACUCAGGAUUGGAAAGACAAGUACAUAAAGGACUACGUGUCAUUAGGUGCUCCAUGGGGAGGAGUUGCUAAAACUCUCCGUGUGCUGGCUUCAGGUGACAACAACAGAAUACCUGUCAUCAGUUCACUCAAGAUUCGAGACCAGCAGAGAUCAGCUGUUUCCACAAAUUGGAUGCUUCCCUACAACUACACUUGGCCUCCAGAUAAGGUCUUUGUAAGCACACCUACAACCAACUACACUCUCCGGGAUUAUCAAAAAUUCUACAGGGACAUUAACUUUGAAGAUGGCUGGCUCAUGAGACAAGACACUGAACUCUUGGUGUACCAGAUGACACCACCUGGUGUGCGCAUUCACUGUCUUUACGGUACUGGCGUAGAAACACCUGAUUCCUUCCAUUAUGAAAGCUUUCCCGAUAAAGAGCCGAAGAUCCUUUACAGCGAUGGGGAUGGUACAGUAAACUUACAGAGUGCCUUGCAAUGUCAAAAAUGGGUGGGCAUGCAAAAACAGGAAGUGGUGAUGUUUGAGCUUUCAGGAAAUGAGCAUAUUCAAAUGCUAUCCAAUGAUACUACUAUCUCCUAUGUGAAAAAGCUGCUUUUUGAUUUGUGACACCAUGUGUUGACAGUUAUUUUCCUCACCUAUGAUGCCUUUCCUUAAAUUAGGGAAAAUGCCUUUUGAUCCCAUGAUAUUUAGAUAGAUGAAUUAUUUAUUUGGUCUUUUUUUUUUCUCCUUCUUUGUUCAAGAAGUUGUUGGUGUCCUAAAUGAUAAUUUGUCUCUGUGUUCAUAAUGCAUUGUGGUAUUUUCACAUUAUGAAAAUCUUCUCAAAUAUACAUUUUGGUACCUCUGGUGGUGUAUCCAAUAUCCAUACAUGGACUUUAAUUUGGAGACUCUGCAGCCCCUUGCACAUACUGUAUGAUUUACUUUUGUGUGGUCUUUGAAGGGUUUGGAGCAGGAGGGCUGGGAAGGAUUGUAAUUUCAAUUGCCCGUGAAACAAAGGAAAGAUUAAAAAUUUGGAAAGCAGGGUAAACUUAGUAUAGUUUGAAAAGUGCAGAUCUGCUAAGUAUUGUAGGCAAGAGGUUUGGUACUGCAUUACCUUUUGUCACAUCCAGUGUUCCUGUUGCUGAAGCUUUUGGGUAAGAGGAAAGAUGCGUGAAUUACUUGAGGCUGAAGCUGUUUGCUCUUCAAGUUCUAGAGGUUAAUGACUUAAAAUCUGUAGUCUGAAGAUUGCUCACCUUGUGCUUUACUUGUCAAUGGAGGAACAAAGCUAUGCAGUGCAUGGUGCUUCUAACAAUCAAAGCUGUGUGCAGUGGUGCAUCAGUCAAAAAUAAUAGACUCAAAUACUGGCAAACAAUGCAUACAGUGCAGAAUUUUUGUACUUCUGUGUGAAAAAUGUCUCCUGUGGUAGAAAUGAUAAUGGAUAGUAGGCAUUCAAAAAAUGGAAAGUGAAUUUCUUGAAAUGGGAGGUGGGGUGGAGCAGCCAAUGUUAUACAGUAUGAAAUACAAAUCUUGUUCUUGGCCAAAUUCUCUGAUCCAAGAGAACUGGUUUCUGGCCAAGCAGUGAUUGGAUCAAAAUUGCUGAAAAGAACCUUAAAAAUUUACAGACUAAAAAUACACUUCCCAUGGAUUACUUUGUUAUUACUGUCUCAAGAGGUUCGGAUAUACAGUUCCUUGAAUGUUUAGAUAAUUGUAUAGCAUACAGGUCUGAAUUGCUACAAUAUUGUUUUACUCAGGUUAACAAGCGUUUCGGGUCCGAACUUUGGAGAAGUGGUAGCUUAAAUGAGCAUGGUAUUUACAGCCUUGAUUACAGAAAUCCUCUUGGAGAAAAAUUCCCUUUUGCUUACUUAAAAUCAGUCACCCAGUUAGACUGCACUUACUUUUCUGAAAAAGACAGUAUGGAUGCUUUCCAAAUGCUGGGUCCUCCAGCAAAAAUUUUAUUUUUAACAUUUUUCAGAAACUCAUCAGAUAUAUUGAGGUUACAUUACUUAGGAAAUUGAAGCUGUCUAGAGGAUAAAUUUUAACUUUUAACUAUUUUUGUAGCACACACAAAAUGCUGCCACUAAAUGUAUAAAUGUUGCAAUGACAAUAGACUUGAAUUCUUGUUACUAUAAAAUGCAAACAUUUUGGCACAGGGUAGGUCUAAGGCUUCAAGUUUUAAUUCAGAAAUGAUUUGUAAAUUCAGAACAACUGAAACUAGGGUCGUAGAUAAGUGGAGUGUACUCUUGAGGUUUUAACUUUCUUUUUAUGUAGCUUCAUUAUCCUUGCAUAUCCCCUAUUACUUUUGGUGAAGAAGACGCACUUUUCUGAUUUUUAAAAUGGAAUGUUUAACUUAUCAGUUGUUCAGGAACCUGCAGUUCCACAGCUAUAUUUUCCAGACUUCUUUAGUGUUAAUACUGAGUUGUCCCAAGUAAAUUGUAACUGCUGAAAUGAAGCAACACACACAAAAACAUUUUUUAGCUGAUUGUUCUAUUUGGUGCAGGGCUGUUGGAUGGAUAAGCUUCAGACUUGUGUUCCAAGGCUGCUCGAGGAUAAAGCUCUUCCUGUGGUCUGACUGUUUUUGAAUAAAUUGCUACAUUGCUGGUUUACAACAGAAAAAUUACAGAAAAUACAGCUUUUCACAGUUUCUAUUUCUUGCUGAAAUAGAGUGCCUGUUAAUAAACACUUGGAUGAGUUGAGCUGGAGGCUGUAUUGCAGGUCACCAAUGUGGUCAUCGAGGGCUGAAAAAAAAAACAUAGGCUAACAGCUCUUAACCUGAGCUGGAGAAUGUUUUGAAGCUUCAUGCAGAUCCUUACAUGUUUAGUCAGUGCAUUCUUUCAGUCUUGUACCAAGCUCACUGUAAAGUGGAUGCAGCAAGUAAACUACAUCAUUCUAGUCACUGAAAUGGAACUAUUUCACUCAGCGUUUGAGAAGGCCCUAGUCACUAAGGUUUGUUUCUCUACAUUUGAAAGCAAGAAUAUUUAGCAUUAUUGUUAUAGGCCUGCUAGAGCCAUGUGCACUUCAGCAUUCUAGAUUCUUGUGGAGUGGGGGAGUGAGAGGGGGAAGUCUGAAUAAAUGCAUCUUUAUAGAAAGAAGAGAUUGUGGCACUUCCAUAGUAGGAGUAACUCAGGUGCUUUGCCACUCUUCACAGUUGAAAUGUUUAAAUUUACUGACAUGUCUUCAUUAUACCUGGAAUAUAUGGAACAUGUCUCUUUCCUGAACUUUUACAUGGUUUUGUUUAUCCAGAAUGUUUUCAGAAACCAAAAAUAGUCUUGAGGACCAAAUGUGUCCAUUUUAGACAAAAAGUAAAGAGAAUGCUGAAGGGGUUUCAGCUGUCAUUGUAAUACUUCUGAAGAGGUUCAGAGUCACUAUGUGAUUCUGUUAAAAAAUAGAAGGCUUCAAAAACUAGCAAUAAUUGCAAAGGACUUGCAGACCAAAGGAAGGAAUGUUUAGUAUUAAUGUAGUUGUUGGAGCACAGUGUGUUAAAGGCCCUCUUCAAUUCAGGGGAUGUUUGGCUAUGACUUUGCUGCUCUACACUUUAACAGUAUUUUGUACAGAACAUAAUCUGAGACCUAGCAUUUUAUAUGCCACUUUUGUGUAUGAAUGAGUUCACCAGAUUUUGCAUAUUUUAUUGUCUUUGACAUAAUAAAGUUGAUCUAAUACUGUG